Hyla sarda is the source of this 5615-nucleotide messenger RNA. RefSeq names its product nectin cell adhesion molecule 1 (gene NECTIN1). The transcript has 6 exons. Gene Ontology annotation, biological process: protein localization to cell junction; homophilic cell-cell adhesion; heterophilic cell-cell adhesion. NCBI's taxonomy places the organism in Eukaryota, Metazoa, Chordata, Amphibia, Anura, Hylidae. Gene Ontology annotation, cellular component: adherens junction. The record is from RefSeq and is a predicted model, not a curated record. Bases 477 to 2033 code for a protein of 518 amino acids.
GGAAGGCAGGCAGGCUGGAACAGGGACUCAGAUAGAGAGACACAGAAAGUGCAAAGUGUCCAAGGAUCCUAGCACUGCAGAAGGCAAAGAACUGGCUGCACCUCAGAGUGCUCUGCAGGACUGGAAAGCCAUCACUGCUGAACCAAGUCACCAAGACUCCCACUGAUGGACCCUGAGACAGCAUGAGCGGAAAAAAAAGCUGAAAAUAAACAUUUGUUUUAUAGGGAAAAAGCUCUUGGGGGUGCAGGAAGCUGGGGAAAUUGCUGUGCAUGGUAAGCUGUCGCCCUGGGGUGGAGAAGAAGGGGGAUGUGUGGAUGCAUUCUCCCUUGUCCCACUAGUUAGCUAAGGCUGCCUAAAAGGACCUUGCACAUGCAAAGAAAAAUUUGCUAUUCUACAUUGUUGUUACAUGUCCCUGGAAGAGCAUAAGAGGGUGGAGAGUGUCUCUAAGUUGCUCCUGCUUUAGAUACGUGGAUUUGAUGCUUAUCCGGUGGAUUAUGGCUCCAGAUCGGAAAGGAUCCUGCUGUUGUCGCUGCUUGUGGUGGCCGCUAACAAUCAGCUUCAUCAUAGCUUCAGUCUUCCAAGGUGUUCAUUCGCAAAUAGUACUCGUAAAUGACACAGUAUCGGGAUAUGUUGGCACAGAUGUUAUACUUCAUUGUAGCUUCAUCAAUCCUUUACCCAACGUAAAGAUCACUCAGGUCACAUGGCAAAAAUCGACAAAUGGCUCUAAGCAAAAUGUGGCGAUUUACAAUCCUAACAUGGGCGUCUCUGUCCUACCUCCAUACAAAGAACGCGUGGACUUCGAGAGGCCGACAACCCAUGAUGGUACCAUCCAUAUCAAUAGUCUACAGCUAGAAGAUGAGGGGACGUACAUUUGCGAGUUUGCAACUUUUCCAACAGGAAAUCGUGAGAGUCAGCUUAACCUCACUGUUCUUGCCAACCCCGCCAAUAAAAUGGAAGAAACAUCAAAACAAUUGGUUGCAAACUCAAGGUCAAAAGAGAAGGUUGUUGUUGCCACUUGCACGUCUGCCAAUGGGAAACCACCAAGCACCAUAACAUGGGAGACCAAGCUAAAAGGGGAAGCAGAAUAUCAAGAAAUUAAGAAUGAUAAUGGCACUGUGACUGUGAUCAGCCGCUACAAAAUUGUGCCAACCCGAGAGGCUCACAGACAGUCCCUUACCUGUGUCGUAAAUUACCAAACAGAAAGAUUUACAAGAAACAUCACUCUUGGCAUUCAAUAUGAGCCACAAGUUUCAAUUGAGGGUUUUGAUGGUAACUGGUACGUGAAGCGUUCUGAAGUAAAGUUGACGUGCAGAGCAGAUGCCAAUCCACCUGCCCACUCUUACAUAUGGAGAACGGCUAAUGGGACCCUUCCUGACAGCGCAGACGUGAAAAAUAACACAAUAUUUUUCAAGGGGCCAGUAACUUACAGCAUCUCGGGAACAUAUAUUUGUGAGGCCACUAAUGCUAUUGGAAGCCAAACCGGUCAAGUGGAGGUUAAUAUUACAGAGUUCCCUUUCACCCCGACUCCUACAGGACAGACGUUCAGGAGCGACUCCUCCAUGUUCUCAGCAACAAUUAUUGGAGGGGCUGUAGGCGGAGCAGUUCUAGUACUAGUUGUCUCCAUUAUCUUGUUUGUGCUGCUUCGAAAAAGACAUCACACCUUCAAGGGGGACUACAACACUAAGAAGCACGUGUAUGGAAAUGGCUACAGCAAGGCUGGCGUCGCACAGCACCCACCAAUGGCCCAGAGUUUGCAAUACCCUGAGGAUUCUGAUGAUGAAAAGAAACCAGGCCCAGUGGGAAGCAUUAGCUAUGAAGAGGAGGAAGACGAUGAUGGUCUCGAUGGGCGCAAACUAAGCACAAAGUACGACGAUGAAUCUAAGCGCCCAUAUUUCACAGUGGAAGAGGGGGAUCGUUGUGGUUAUGGUGAGGACAGAACUCUAGGGUUCCAAUAUGAGCCAGAAGAUCUUCCUGAUAGUCUUGUGCCCCAAAAUGAUGGUUCCUUCAUCUCAAAGAAGGAGUGGUACGUGUGAGAGUGCUGUACAGAAUAAACUGACCUAUGUGGCUGGACAUAUGCACAUGCCCUGGCCUUUGCAAUGGGGAAAUGUCUAAGGCUAUCAGGAGCAAUGAUUAGGUGAUCAGAGCAUUUGUCUUGUUUCUUGAUAUAUAAAUAUAAAGUCUUUUUUAUGCCUCACAUUUGCAGGGUCUUUGUGGCGUGUCAAAAAAAGAAUCCCAUACCUAACCCUUAUACAUUCAGUUUCAUGUAAUGCUCUCAUAAGAUGACGUAAACUUAACAAACAGGGUCACUGUCUCAUCGUGUUUAAGUUCAUUGCCAUAAGAUGACACACACAGCAUGCUUUUUCUUUACACAGUAGAUGUUGUGCAAAUGCACAAUUACUUGAUAUUGCUUCUAAGGAACCAUGGCUUAAUUCUGUCACUGAUGCUGAUCAGCAUAGCAUACUACUGAAAAGGCAAGAGAAGAAGAGUCUUAAUAUUCAGAUCACACAGAAACUACAUACGUUCAGUAAUACAAAAACCUAUCCCUGACAAACAAUCCAAUGUAUAUAUAUCUAAAAAUAUGCAACCUGCCAGUCAAGGAUACAUUGCCAUCUCAUUUAUCACGUACUUUGCAUCCUGCCAUUCCUUGCUGUAAACACUGGAAUCUACUGCUGGGUUCUUUGUAGACUUUUUUUUGUUUUGUUUAAUAGUUUUUUUUUUCUUUGUCUACUGUUGGGAGAUUAUUUUUACCUUAUUCCAGGUACAGGCUGCUCUGCCACAGAUAUAAUCCUCAUUUGCAGGAUGAUUAUACAUAAGAAGAAAGAGGGACCUCAAAGUCUUGCGAGAAUUCUGUGUAUUUUUAUUUCUAUCUGGACAUAUCACAGUGAACAUUUAUGACCAAAAUUUCUGUACUGACAUGGAAUUGUGUUAAUGCACCCUUCCUCCAAUGCAACUGUGUAAUGGAAUUAAAUGUUAGUGUACAUAUAUGGUGGUACGUUACGAGAGGUAACAUUUAUGAUGUCAUGUGAGCAGGGGUCAAGUCCUGGGGAAAAAAAAGUACGGGAACUCACCCAAGAUUUCCACUCAACGGCUGGUCUAGCAGAAUUCAUGCUAAUGAGAACAGUGUUCCUGCUGUGGAAAAAGUGCAGGAACUCAGUUCCCAAUGCGUUCCUGCAGGACUUGAGCCCUGCAUGUGAGUAUGGCUCCAACCUCCUGGUAUUUUAUUUUAAUCUACACAACAUAAAUGCAACACUUUGGUAUUGUUUAUGAUUAUCACAUUUAAUAUUGUGGACACCGGUAAUUCAUAAAGACAUUUAUUAUAGUCUGUGUUGUAUUGUUUUUGCUGCAGAUCUCCCAUGGAAGUGGCAGACUAACUGAAGAACCUUGAGCACUUUGAACAGAUUUUUGUUUUUUUUUAAUGAUUUGUACAAGGUUAGAUAAACAUAGCCAUUUUAUAGCUUUCUAUAGCCUCGGAGUUGUACAGAGCUGUAAUAGGGCUCUCAUAUAAGCCAAUGGGUCUAAUUUGGUCUCAUAGCCUCCAGUUUAAUUCAGAGGAGUAUAUAGUUUUUUUUUUUCCUUAUCAGGUUCCAUAUGAAUUUAACAAUACAAAAUGUGUGCUUGUGUUGGAUAAAAUUCGAUAUUGGGGGAGAUAAAAUAAAGUGUGUGCGUCAUAAUUUUGGCGCAGUUUUUAUAACAAAAUGCACCACUUUUGGAACACAUUUUUGUCUUAAAGGCCAUGUUCACAUGACGGAAUUCCUGUGUGGAAUUCUUCCGCAGCAGCAAAGUCCCAUUGAUUUUAAUGGGAUUUUGCUGCACUGUGCACAUGGCAGAAUUUUUGCGCCAGAUGUUUCUGCCAUGGGAAUUCUGAUUCCAGCGUCUGCAGAAAGACUAGCCAUGUCUAUUCUUUCUGUGGAUUCCACAAGGAAAUGCAUUGCUGUCUAUGAGAAUCUGUAGAAUGUCUGCACAGAGAUUUUCUGUGCAGACAUUUAACCAUGCGAACAUGGCCAAAGGAAGCAAGUUUAAAGGGGAACCCUUAGGGAAUUUUAUGGUCUCUGUGCAUUGCUGUGCAUCAGCCCAAAAGGUACGUAGGCAAGAUUCUAUAGUAAAAAUAAAAUAUUUACCAAUAUUCUGUCCUCACAUUUGACUUGUCUGCCCCACAUUAACCACAUAUAGGCACUAUGCCCACUAGCAUAUGUAUAUUGCCAUUGUGUUUUCAUGUUUCUACUUUCAUUCUCAAGAGGAUGUUCCUUAUAUUUGGUUUGUUAGUGUCUAAACACUAGAAAUGGUAGUUAGUAUUAAAUGGAGUCAUCCAUCAUUCGCAAUAACUAUAACUUUAUAUCAAUUAUUCAACUAUUAUAUCUGAAAAAUGCCAUGCAUUCAUGUUUAUUGACCUAUACACAGGCUGGUGCUGGGCAAAUCGUCAAGUUCUGGACAAUAAAAAGGCACUUAGGGCUGACCACAAAUUUGUGAAGACCAUCCCUAAUAUAGACACAAUUUUUCUGUGACAGAUUAGCCAAUUUUCUAAUAUAUAUUGGACUAAAUAAUCAAAACCUGUUUACUUCUUAGACAGUGUAAAAUUAGACUAGACAGUCAAAGGUUGUGCCGAAUUCUUAACAGCCGCUCGGCUGUUUGAAAAUCUAGUGCAUGUUUAGUUUGUCUAGUAUAACUUUGCACUAUUAAUUGGCUUAGUUUUAUGCCCAAUAUCUGAAACAAAAAGUGUUGCAUUUAUGCCACACCCAGUUUACAGAUGCCACGUCCACUUUCAGUAAUCCACACCCCUUUGUUACAAAAGUGUUUAAAAUACAUAAAAAAAUGGAGUGCAAAUCAUGUAUAAUCAUCCGCCCAUGCCCCUUCAUCCACUCAUACCCAUUCCCUUCACCUGCCUGGUUGAACUUGAUUGACUUGUGUCUUUUUUCAACCGUAGUAAUUAUGUAACUAUGUAAGACUGGGUUUCCUACCUACUAGGUUUAUCUACCACUGAGGUUUUUGAGCCAAAACCAGAAGUUGAUCCGGAAGGAAUAGAUAAUAAAAAGGAAUGACUUAUACUUCCCCUUUCUGCUCUAUCCACUCCUGGCUUUGGCUUAAAAACUGCCAGACGGAAACCUAGCCUGAGCCAGUUUUUGAUGCAGACAGCUUUGACUAUCUCCUCCUUUUGGCUUGUUUACACAAUUGUUUUUAAUUGCAAUUAUUAAAGGGGUACUCCGGUGAAAAUCUUUUUUCUUUUAAGUCAACUGGUGGCAGAAAGUUAAACAUAUUUAUAAAUUACUUCUAUUAAAAAAUAUUAAUCCUUCCAGUACUUAUUAGCUGCUGAAUGCUACAGAGAAAAUUCCUUUCUUUUUGGAACACUGAUGACAUCACGAGCACUGUGCUCUCUGCUGACAUCUCUGUCCAUUUUAGCAACCACGCAUAGCAGAUGUAUGCUUAGGGCAGCAUGGUUGCUCAGUGGUUAGCACUGCUGCCUUGCAGUGCUGGGGACUUGGGUUCAAAUCCCACUAAGGACAACAAUAAAUAAAGCGUUAUUAUUAUUAUUAUAAUAACGUCAGCAGAGAGAACUGUGCUCGUGAUGUCAUCAGAGAGCAUUCCAAAAUGAAAAGAAUUUCCUCUGUUGUAUUCAGCAG